UAUAUAUUCCGUAUCGGUUGAACCGUACCUUAAAAAUUUGUACGAGUAGAUUCAUCCCAGUUGUUGCAAUUUUGCGUUUCCCUUCAAUCAUGGAAUCUCCAAGUCUGAUCACUCCCAUCCCUAAUCUCCUCUUCUUCUUCACAGCUUUUCUCCUAAUUUACAUCAUCGCAUACCUCUUCAUCUUCCGCAAUUGGAAGCCCAAGCUCCGACCCGAAGCCGCCAGCUGCGCCAUCUCCCUGACCCACGGCACUCCCGCCGUGUUCUUAGCCGCAGCCGCCGUCCUCUCCGACGCUAAUCGGAGCUUCCACUCCCGGAACACGCCCUUCCAGAACCUGGUUCUCGAUUUCAGCGUCGCCUAUUUCCUGAUGGACCUUUUGCACUACCUGAUUUUCUUCCCGACCGACGCUCUCUUCAUCGCCCACCAUUUGGCCACCCUGUUCGUUUUCGUCAGCUGCCGAUACGCCGUCUCUCGCGGGGCGUAUUCCGUAUUAGGGCUCCUGGUUCUGGCGGAGGUCACCAGUUUCUGCCAGAAUGUUUGGACCCUGGCCGGGGUUCGGAAAUCCGAUUCGCAAUUGGCUGCCAAAGUGUACGGAUUCCUGUCCCCUCCGUUUUAUGCUCUGUAUUCUGUGGUUAGAGGGUUUGCCGGGCCGCUGUUUGUUUAUAGAAUGCUGGGUUCUUUUAUGAAAGGGGAAGCCGAGAAUGUGAUACCCAGAUGGAUGUGGAUUUCUUGGUUUACUGUUAUUAUCGCUGCAAUCUCUGUCAGUGUCUUGUGGGUUUCAAAUCGUUGGGUUGACUUGUAUCGACAGAAAAGUCAAAAACUUGACAAAAAAUACAGGUAGAGAAUUUAGGGCACAUUUAAUGCUUGUAAUAUUCUUACAGAAAAAUCAAACCAAUGAAGACUGACUCCUUUUACACUUUAUCCAGUCAGAUUGAAUUAGAGUUGUUUGUGUUUAUCUGCUGUUACUUUGACUUAAUGAAAUCCAACCUGCAAUUUAUUGUCACCCCUCUCUCCCUUUUAUUUUGGGUGAAUUAGUCAAGUAUGUUUAUG
Molecule: messenger RNA, 1048 nt
Organism: Cuscuta epithymum
Lineage: Eukaryota; Viridiplantae; Streptophyta; Magnoliopsida; Solanales; Convolvulaceae
Source: the annotation of a GenBank genome assembly